UUAAUUAAAUGUGAAAGGAGAAAAAUUACGUAAAAAUUAAAGACCACAGACCAGAAAAAAUUUUUAUUUUUAUGCCCCUCUCUAGAAAAAUAUUCUAGAAAUUUUUUGAUGGACGUUGGAUGGAAUACUAAUGGAAUGCUCUCUAGAUGGAAUACAAAAAAAUGCUCUCACAAAGGAGAGGCUGUGGGGUGUCCGUGGGAUUUCAGAAUGAAAUUUGGUAGAUUUCACAAUUUUCGCUGCAAGGGAACGUGGACACCCCAGGGACACCCCACAGCCUCUUCUUUGUCAAGAUGGAAUACAGAGAGCAUUUCUUAUAAAUUUCUAGUUACGGGUUGGUGAUUCCGCUCUCUCCCGUUUCCCGUCUCAUAUUUUUUGAAAUUGGAGACCCUCUUCUAUAACCCUUUGAAAAGGCAAAUAGGCAGUUAUAUCCCUUCUAAAAGCCUUCCAAGGCCUUCUAAAAGCUGUAGAGCUUGUUAAAAUGUAAAGGCAGUAUCUUCUGUUUU
Meloidogyne enterolobii is the source of this 503-nucleotide messenger RNA. The record is from the annotation of a GenBank genome assembly. NCBI's taxonomy places the organism in Eukaryota, Metazoa, Nematoda, Chromadorea, Rhabditida, Meloidogynidae.